Penicillium macrosclerotiorum is the source of this 1152-nucleotide messenger RNA. RefSeq names its product 25S rRNA (uracil2843-N3)-methyltransferase. The record is from RefSeq and is a predicted model, not a curated record. The transcript is spliced from 2 exons. Bases 1 to 1152 code for a protein of 383 amino acids. Lineage: Eukaryota; Fungi; Ascomycota; Eurotiomycetes; Eurotiales; Aspergillaceae.
AUGCCUCAAGGGGACCGCAAGCGCGGCCCCGCAAAGCCAAAAUCCCAACCCCAGCGCCCCCGCCAACAACCCUCGAAGCACGCCAAUUCCACUACCCCAGCACCAGCACCAGCACCAGCCCCAGACGCCAGCCCAAUUGACCUCGCUGCCUCCAUUCCCCUCCCGCUUCAACAACUCCUGCUAGAUGUUUUCAAAACGGCUCUCCUCACGCUCAAGUCCCACCUCUACCAGCGCGACUUCGAUGCCGCCUUCACAGACGCAGACGCAAACUUGCUGCGCGCGUACGCGCUACGCUGGAGCGCCGCCCGCGGCCUAGGCUACGCCGGCAUCUUUAAAGCCGUAUUGGGCUGGAUGCGGGCGGGCGAGUCGCGCGCCGCCGCACCGCCGACUCGAGCCGUGUGCAUUGGCGGCGGCGCGGGCGCGGAGAUCGUCGCGCUGGCCGCGGCGUGGCGGGACCUGGGCUCUGGGGCGGCGCUGGAGGACCGCGUCGCGGGGGUGUCGCUGGAGGACGGGGGAGCAGCGCCGGAAGCGGGCCUGACUGUGGCGGCGGUGGAUAUUGCGGACUGGGCUGUUGUUGUGGAGGGGCUGGCAGACACGAUGGUGUCGGCGGGGGUGCCGGCGCCGCGGUCUUCUGUGUAUCAGCCGCCUUUGGUGGAGGAUUCGGACGGAGGCGGCAGGGUGUCGAUAUCGUUUCGGCGGCGGGAUGUGCUUGAGCUGGCGGACGGCGAGUUGCGGGAUUUGCUGCUGGGUGAGGAGGCGGAGUCUCGCGAAUCGGCAGCCCUGUUGGUUACGCUGAUGUUCACAUUGAACGAGCUCUUCUCGGCGUCGAUGGCUAAAACGACCAGCUUUCUGCUGCGUAUGACGGACGUGCUGCGCGCUGGGGCAGUCCUGCUUGUUGUGGAUAGCCCUGGCAGCUACUCAAGCCUGAAGUUAGGAAAAGGGAAGGAGGGUGCGGCGCAGGAACGCAAGUAUCCGAUGAAGUUCUUGCUGGAUCAUACUUUGCUGUCCGUGGCGGAGGGCAAGUGGGAGCGCGUGUUAACGCAGGACUCGCGGUGGUGGAGGCGGGAUGCGUCGCGAUUGCGAUAUGAUGUUGGCGAGGGAGCGGGCUUGGAGGACAUGCGCUACCAAGUUCAUGUCUAUCGGCGGUUGUGA